This is a messenger RNA of Cyprinus carpio (common carp), 1941 nucleotides long. RefSeq names its product rabenosyn-5-like. Lineage: Eukaryota; Metazoa; Chordata; Actinopteri; Cypriniformes; Cyprinidae. The record is from RefSeq and is a predicted model, not a curated record. The transcript is spliced from 6 exons. The coding region runs from base 292 to 1761 and encodes 489 amino acids.
AAGUAGUAUUUUUUUUUUUUUUUUUUGUAUUGAAUGAAUUACAUUUAACUACUGGUUGGUCGUCCUGAGCAGGUAGGUCAGAUUUUCAGGACUUACUGUAAUGUGCUUUCAGAUAAAUUAACCAGUGGAACAAGGGAGGCCCUGUGGGCUCCUGGCCAGAGCGGGUCUCCUGGAUCUGCAGGCCCAGUGAUUCAGCAGACUUCUCGCCGCGGCUCCAUUACCAGCAUCUCAUCUGUCACAUCUGUGUUGGAGGAGAAAGAUGAGGACCGUGUACGUUGUUGCCAUCACUGCAUGGACACAUUACUCCGGCAACAGCACAAACUGGAGGAAAAAGACCAUGUACCUGAUAUCGUCAAACUCUAUGAGAGGUUAAGGGGUUGUAUGGAGAAAGUUGAAGCUAAAGCUCCAGAGUACAUGCGCAUGGCAGAGUCUCUCAAUGCUGGGGAGACAACCUGUAAUCUAGAGAGUGCUGCGGCACUAAGGAUGGAGAUACAGAAAUACUAUGAGCUCAUUGAUGUUCUGAGUAAGAAGAUACUCACACUCGGACUAAAAGAUGAGGUCCAGCCUCACCCGAAAGCCCUGCAGCUGCAAAGGAUGGUGCGCUACACAGCUACGCUUUUUAUACAGGAGAAACUGUUGGGUCUGACGUCGCUCCCCACCAAGGAGAAAUAUGAGGAGCUUAAAGAGAAGAGAAGAGAGGAGCAGGAGAAAAGGGCACAGCAGGAGAGACAGGCAGGUCUUGAGGCACAAAAACGUCGAAUGGAAAAUGAACAUGACCGACUUUCCCUCGGUGCAAAUGAAAAUGUUUCAGGUCCACGCAUUACCAAAGCUGGUGGCUGGCUGCCACAAUCAGACACUCUACAUACUCGCUCUGAGCUGGAUGACCCUCUCCUGCAACAGAUCAAAAACAUUGAGUCGUUCUUACGGCAGGCGCGCAUUGCAAACCGCACUGAUGAAGUGGCCAUGCUGGAGGAGAAUCUGCGGCAGCUGCAGGAUGAGUUUGACGCUCAGCAGACCAGUCAAGCCAUCCAGCUUUCACAGAGGUUGGCUGAUGAGACAGACCUACAGCAGAGACAAAUCGAACAUCUGCAGCAAAGAGAGCUCGAGUACAGGAACCAAUCCAAAAACUCCUCCUUGGAUUUCAGAGACCGAGAAAUUGUUCAGAAAAGAGAGGAAGAGGAAGGUGACUUCGGAGAACAUUUGAUUGGAAGCCCUGGGUCUUCAAAGUCUUCAUCGCGUCCAUUAGGAAGCUCUCCUCCCUUAGAGAGGCAAAGAGAUAAACAUACACCAGCUCCACCCACCAGAAACCCCUUUGAGGAGGAGCAUUUCUCUCCUGCUGAGGAAGAACCGACAAACUCUCAGACAGCCAAUGGAAGGAAAGUGUACAACCCAUUUGAGGAAGAAAAUGAUGAAGUGGAAGAUACGGAUACAGCUAAAGUGAAGUCACCUAGAAAUCCUUUUGAAGAUGAAGAUAAUGAAGAUCGAGGUAACCCUUUUAAAGAGGUUUCCGAUGAGAUUCCAGCUGCCUCAACCAAUCCAUUUGAUGAUGAAGAUGAUGAAGAUGGAACAUCAGCUGAUGACAUGAUUGAGGAAGAGCUACUUCUACAACAGAUCGAUAAUAUCCGGGCGUAUAUCUUUGACGCCAAGCUAAGCGGACGUUCUGACGAAGUGGAGCUUUUGUCUGAGAACCUGAAGGAGCUGCAACUAACACUACAAGAGCAGAAAAGAAAAAAUAGUGGCCAUCACAAACUCGUUCUGUAAUUGAUGAGGCUUGUUUUCAGUUACAAAUAACAACGUAAGCUAUACUGACGAAUUACACAAAAAUAUAAAACUAAUUUUCUAUGCAAGAAUGCAUAGAAGUAGGACAGUUCGUGAUCAGAACAACUGAAUAUCUGUUUCGUUGAUUUAAAUUUGUAGUUUAAUUUAAAAAAAAAAACAUAA